UUACAAUUUUCACUCUUUUACUGUACAAUUUACAGAGGAUAAAAGAGAGAGAAAGAAGGGAGUCAUGGUUAUGCCGAAAACAGCAAUACGUCCUGCUUCCUUAAAGCGACGAAAGAGAAAGCACAAAUUCAACCCAUUUUAUCUUACAAAUACCAUAAUGUGAUACAUUUUCAGGUAUAGAUGACCAAGACUUGUGUAGGCUUCAGUGCUUAGGGGCAGUGGGCUGAUAAAGAUUUGGGCUUUAAGUUAUCAUGGACAGAUGAUUAGAUUGCAUGUGAUUCUAUGUGCAAUUGUUUGUUGGUUUAUGGAUGAAGACUUGAGAGUUUGUCUAUGCAAUGUUUAGUAGACUAGUUUCCCUGGGUAGGCAUUGUGUGCAACUUCCAAGUUUCUUUCUGGAAGACCUAAAAACGGAGUUCAGUUCUUUACCGCGGCUUGAGGUUUUUAAGGAAUUGCUCAUUUGGAAAAUUAAGAGAUGAUUCAAUGUUUCAAUUGAUGGACCAGUGCAGUACAUAGGUAGAGGAACUUACAGAAAGCCUUUGUUUCAGAUUUUAUUUUAGUAGGACUAGACAACUUCACGAUGGGUUUGCCUCAAGUAUCCUCUGGUGGAUCGAAUGAGGAACGUCUGGCACAACUGAGCCAGUCCCAGAAUACCCACUGCAGUAGUAUGAACACGUGCUAUCUGGAUGGAUUGUGUGAAGAAAAUGAAACCCCACUGUGUGGAAAUUCGGCGAUCUCUUCAACAGGAGAAUUGUCAAAGAGUGGAGAAGAGGGUGUAGAUACUUGUGACGGCUCUUUCAACCUAAGAAGGAAUAGAGAUAUUGUGCCAUAUGUUCCUAGAGGGAAAUUUGGGCCAGAGGGCAUUCGUUGUAGGAAUGCUAAACAGGAGGUGGAUAUUACUCCUGUUUCUAGGAUCGUAGGAUUUCAAGCAAAUAAAACUAUAUGCUGCGGUGAAUUGAGUAACAGUGGUUCUUCCGAUGAGGUUGAUCGUGCUGUGAAUUAUACUGGAUCAUAUGGUGUAGCACUUCGAAAGAGAAUGCUUUCACCUUUGAGCCAACUUAUACUCCCUGACAACUGCGAACGUGAUGUUUUGAACCUUGGAUAUGGGAUGCUGUCUUCUGUCAGUACUGAGAAAACAUGCAGUGCAGGGGAACAAGACCCUAUGAAAGAAAACUCUGGAUUGAAAGAUCAAAUGAGUACCUCGAUCUCGUCAUUCUCUUACUGCAGAGAGCGGUUAAAUGCAUAUCAUGAAAAUAGUAGAAAGACCUCAUAUUUUUUGAUUGAUGGCCCAUCACCAGUAGAUCAGGAAUUAUCUGAUGUUAUUUUAUCCUCUCAUGGACUUGGCAACCUAGAAAAAUCAAGCGUAGUAAAAAGUCAUGUUGGGGGUAACUUUUUAUGCAUGGAACGAAUGACCUCCCAUUCUCUACCAUCAUCUCCCCUUGGUCGGAAAUCUUUUGAAAGGACAGAAACUGCAGAUGGGUUUAGGACUGUAAGAAGACAGUUAGAGAGUGAAUGCACAGCAAUUAGUAAUAUUAGACUGUCACUUGAUGGAUCUGGUGUUGCCACAUAUUUUUCUGCCGAAAAAGAGGGUUGCAAUGUCACUAGAAAACAAGAGGAAGACUUUCGUCCGGCAUCGUUGGAUUCUUCUGGGGGGUUUAGCUGGCCAUUUUCUCCUGAUUCGGCCUCUAAUCUUCAUUGCAUAAAGCCAACUAAAACUUUGAGUAGACAUUGUGCGCGUAGGUCAUUGGUUGGCUCAUUUGAGGAAUCCCUUUUGUCUGGUAGAUUCCCCUUUGGUAGUGUGUAUCAGAAAAUUGAUGGCUUUCUAGCUGUUCUAAGUGUUACCGGGGGGAAAUUUUCACCAAAGUCACAGAAACUUCCAUUUUCUGUUUCCAGCGUGGAUGGAGAUAGCUAUUUACUCUACUAUGCACCCAUAGCUCUUCCAAGCAAGUCUGCUUCCAAUGGGAAUUCAGGCCACAAGUUCCAAAGAAGUCUUGGCAAUGGCGAUACGCAAGUUGACAGAAAUCGACUGCACAUUCCCAUGAAAGGCCAGAUACAGCUGGUCCUCAGCAACCCGGAAAGAACCCCUAUUCAUACCUUCUUUUGCAAUUAUGAUCUGAGUGACAUGCCUGCUGGUACCAAGACAUUCCUGCGUCAAAGAAUCACACUUGCAUCUACUAAAAUUUCUGCUGAACCUGAACAACAUAAAGUGCGUGAGAUGACGGUGAAGGAGAGAACUACAGCAGCUUCAGAUAACAAUCCUUCAGUUGGACUCGACAUGCCAUCAAGAAUUGCAUGUAGUACAAGAUCCACUUUUCCAGUCAAAAGUGAUGAAAUUUCUAACUUAGCAGGUUCUAUAGGGAAAGGUGUACGACACAAAGCGUGCAAAAAUUUAGGAGAAAGUGAAGGUCAAGACACUUGCCAUGAAAAUGAGAAGAGAGCAUCACUUGGUUCAUUUAAGGUUAAAGAGAACCUUAGCUGUUCUGGAGCCCUACGUUAUGCUCUGCAUCUUCGUUUUAUUUGCCCUCCACUAAAGAAAUAUUCUCCAAGAGGUAAUUCCGGAGAAAAUGAACGGGAAAGGAGAUUCUACUUGUACAAUGACCUUAGAGUUGUAUUUCCUCAAAGGCAUACGGAUUCUGAUGAAGGCAAGUUGAAUGUUGAACACCAUUUCCCAGCAGAUCCAAAGUAUUUCGACAUUGGCGACUAAUUUAAGUGCAUUUCUAUCUCCCUUUUUUUUUAUUUACUCUGUACAUAUUUUAAAUCUACAUGUUCAUAAUGAUUCCAUCUUGGAGUCUUGUUAAACAUACUUUCUUCUGUACAGUUGACUAUACCACGAAUUAAUAAAUUUCGCAAUUUCUUUUA
This is a messenger RNA of Spinacia oleracea (spinach), 2856 nucleotides long. RefSeq lists its product as uncharacterized. NCBI's taxonomy places the organism in Eukaryota, Viridiplantae, Streptophyta, Magnoliopsida, Caryophyllales, Amaranthaceae. The coding region runs from base 578 to 2701 and encodes 707 amino acids. The record is from RefSeq and is a predicted model, not a curated record. The transcript is spliced from 6 exons.